AUGGAGGACUUGGAGAGGACGUCCGGUUUGAGUUCUCCGAACAUUCUCCUUACUGGCCACGAGGGUGACGUUUACGCGCUCGAAUUCUCCCCCGAUGGCCAAUUUUUGGCGACUGGCGGUAAGGACAAGACGAUUCUACUCUUUCAGGUCUACGGGGAGUGCCUGAACUUUGGGGUCUUGGAAGGACACAAGAAUGCCGUCCUUGAGCUCCACUGGGACGCCACUGGCGGCCUCCUCUACUCGUGCUCGGCCGAUCACACCGCCGCCAUCUGGGACGUUGAAUAUCGCAAAAGGAUCAAGAAUUUGAACGGUCACAGUGAAAUCGUAAACUCGUGUUAUCCCGCUCGUAAGGUCGUCGGCAGUAAUAUGAUAGUGACCGGUUCCGACGACGGAACCGUAAAGAUCUGGGAUACUAGGUCCAAAAAUAAUGCAAAAUCAAUCGCUCAGGAUUUCCAAAUUUUGGCCGUAUGCGCAGAUGCAAACGGAGAACGCGUUUUUUCCGGUGGAAUCGAUAAUGUAAUCAGGGUAAGUUAA
Theileria equi strain WA is the source of this 534-nucleotide messenger RNA. Its product is annotated as U5 small nuclear ribonucleoprotein subunit, putative. Gene Ontology annotation, molecular function: protein binding; RNA binding. The record is from RefSeq and is a predicted model, not a curated record. The transcript has 2 exons. Gene Ontology annotation, cellular component: catalytic step 2 spliceosome. NCBI's taxonomy places the organism in Eukaryota, Apicomplexa, Aconoidasida, Piroplasmida, Theileriidae. Bases 1 to 534 code for a protein of 177 amino acids.